AUGCAGGUCGCGAAGAAAUCAGGAAUCCAAAUGGACCACGGCAUUGCCAUCAACAGUGGCGCAGCAGCAUCCGUGAAGUUGGGAAUGAGCCCUUACGAGCUAGUGCGAGAGCUGGCGGCGUCGAACGCGGUCGUGGUGUUCAGCAUGAGCGGGUGCUGCAUGUGCACCGUGGCCAAGCAACUUCUCCGCGGCCUCGGUGUCGGGCCCCUAGUCAUUGAGCUCGACCAGCACGCCAACGGUCCUGAAAUCGAGGCCGUCCUAUACGAGGUCUGCCAAGACGGCCAGCAACCGAUUCCGGCGGUCUUCGUCGGGGGAAAGUUCUUGGGAGGCGUGGAAUCCCUCAUGGCCUGCCACAUCAAUGGCAGCCUGGUGCCUCUCCUCAAGGACGCUGGAGCUCUCUGGCUCUGA
Carya illinoinensis is the source of this 408-nucleotide messenger RNA. RefSeq names its product glutaredoxin-C9-like. The transcript has a single exon. Bases 1 to 408 code for a protein of 135 amino acids. The record is from RefSeq and is a predicted model, not a curated record. NCBI's taxonomy places the organism in Eukaryota, Viridiplantae, Streptophyta, Magnoliopsida, Fagales, Juglandaceae.